Acanthosepion pharaonis is the source of this 459-nucleotide messenger RNA. NCBI's taxonomy places the organism in Eukaryota, Metazoa, Mollusca, Cephalopoda, Sepiida, Sepiidae. The record is from the annotation of a GenBank genome assembly.
AUGGUUGUUGCUGUAAGUGAAGUGACAACAUAUUUACUCACAAGUUCAAUUCUUUUCUUCAUCCGUUAUAUGCCAUCAUCCUUUACCAUUCCUAAUAUAUUAUCAUCCUUUUACCAUUCCUUAUAUGUCAUCAUCUUUUUUACCAUUUAUUAUAUGUCAUCAUCCUCCACCAUUCUUUAUAUGCCAUCAUCCUUUUACCAUUCCUUAUAUAUAACCAUCAUUCACCAUUCCUUAUAUAUAAUCAUCCUUUUACCAUUCCUUAUGUGCCAUCAUUCUUCGCCAUUCUUUAUAUGCGAUCAUCCUUUUACCAUUUCUGAUAUAUCAUUAUCUUUCACCAUUCCUUAUAUACCAUCAUCCUUUUACCAUUUCUUAUAUGCCACCAUCUUUUGCCAUUCUUCAUAUGUCAUCUUCCUUUUACCAUUCUUUAUAUGUCACCAUCCUUCACCAUUCCUUAUAUGA